Molecule: messenger RNA, 28218 nt
Organism: Xyrichtys novacula (pearly razorfish)
Lineage: Eukaryota; Metazoa; Chordata; Actinopteri; Labriformes; Labridae
Source: the annotation of a GenBank genome assembly
AUGCAGUCCUGUGCCAGGUGUGGGUUUGUGGUCUACCCAGCUGAGAAGAUCAACUGCAUUGACCAGGUAACUCAGAACAACUGUGAUCUUGACACAGUUUCAGCUUAUGUUUGAGUCAAGCUUUAAUUCUUAUUCCAAAUAGUUUUGACAGCUCUUAAACUAACAAGAGGGGAAUAAAUCAAAUUAAAGGCCAGGUACGUAUUGAAAGAACCAAAAAAAUUGAUUACUUACUUUUUAAUUGAAACACUGAGCACUAAUACAACAGUUAUCCUCUACUAGAUAAAAAUCACUUGGUAAAGCGAUAGAAAUAUUUAAAUCUUGCAAAAUCAAGGAUUUUUAAUCACCUUAUAACACGAGCAAAAAGGUUGGAAGAGCUAGGGUUUGUAAAAUGAGGUGACAUCUAAAACCUCUUUUAAAGUCAAGAGUUGAUUUAGAAAUGAAUCAGAGUGCUUGUAAAAUAAAUGACUAGCAAUAGUGAUUCCAACAUAAAGGUAAAAUAAAAUAUGACGCAAUUUUAAAGGAUAUGAUACAGCAUGGUAUGGGACAGUACAGUACAAUAUGAUACGGGAUGCUACAAUAUAUUUCAGUACAAUGUUUCAGUAAAUUGAUAUGGUUACUGCCGUAUUUGAAUCUUUAUUUGAAAAUCUUUCUUCUUUAUGGUCUCUUUUAUGAGAUUGUUGUGACGCUAACAGCAAGGGGUAUAUAUGUUACAAGCCAUAUAAAAUCUAAUCUUGGGAGCGAGUCCUGUUGGAAGAUGAAGCUGUGAUCGCUCUUAUUUCAGCACCUGAAGUUACAUGAGUCACACACUUCCUGUCAGCCAAAGAUAAAUUAGGUUAUUGUAUAAAUUCAGGGAUUAAAAUCAGGGUCUUGCACUGUAACAGGAUUUUUUUUAUUUCUUUCAGAACUGGCAUAAAGCAUGUUUUCAUUGUGACGUCUGUAAGAUGGUUCUCACCGCCAAUAACUUUGUGAGCCACAAGAAGAGGCCAUACUGCUCUGUGUAAGUACAAUACAAAGUGAUCAAAUGUGUAUAUUUAAGGACGAUGUGGUUGAAAAUGGAUCCGUUUUAAUUCAAACAAUUACAUAAUGCGAUUACAUAAAUGACUGUAUUUACAUCUCAUCGCCACAGACACAAUCCAAGAAACAACACAUUCACCAGCGUCUAUGAGACCCCCAUCAAUAUCAACGCAAAGAAACAAAGCAAGGCCAGCAGUGAGGUAAGGUGAUGUCACAUGCCAAAAAACACGAGCAGAAACGUGAAACCAAAUAUUUUGGCCUUGAUCUGAGUCAAGGUGCAUUGUUGACGGGCUGACAUAAGUCACUGUCUACGCCAUGACUGAAAUGCACAUUUAUCAUCUGUUUGUCAUGACUGGCUUACAGUGAAGAUGCUAUUCAUAGUGGUCAUUGUGCCACUUUGGAUCAACAGGAUUGUAUUUUAAAGGGUGUCACGUAUGCUUGACUUCAUAAUGAUCAUAGAGGUAAAUUUUAUCAUAUGCAGAGAUAAUUGAUAUUUGCUGCAAUAACAUUUUUUUUCAUUGAUAACUCCUAUUUGUAUCCCUAGAUAAAGCUUUUAAUGUACAGUUCUGCAUUUCAGAUAUAAAUAUGGUCAGAAAAUUCAAGAUCUUUUUUUUAUUGGAAAAAGAAAAAACGAUCCAUGAACAUUUGAAAUAUUACACCUGUAACUCUGCCUUUCUACUCAUGUUGAAUAAAAACUAAUUAUAAAAAAAAAAAAGAAAAUUCAAGAUCUUAUCCUAAACUAAUGCAUCAACCUAAAUAAGCCCUUAUUCCUCUGAAGUAUUUGGAAGGUAGAAAUAUGGACGUCUGCUGUGAGUCCACAGUGACGGUAGCAACGAGGAAUGGAGAGUGUGGCUCAGGUUAUUUCUGUUCCUCUGACAGAGACUAGACAACCCCCUUAGGCUUAGCCCACUUUAUGCUUCAGGGGGCUAAAAUUAUACAUCAGGAAAAACAGCUCUGCAUCCUUUCCUCUCCUCAGCCCUGCCACCUGCUGCUGUCUGUCUGUGUCUACCAGUUCAUGCAAUGCUCUUAUGCUUAUAUUAGCAGUAGGCUAGCGAGCUCAUCAGCUACUGUGGUGUGCCAUGAGUGUUUUAGGGCUUAAGUAGUGGAUAUGUGAUCUGAGGGCAGACUUUAGAUCUUGCUGAGUGACCCUCAACCCUGUCUACUUAAAACGGUGUCCUAAAAGAUCACGCUUUGGUUGAUAUGCAGAGCUUUUGUUGUCAUUAGAUUCACUGAUGUUUCAUGGUUCAUGUGAAAAGUGGACCACAUCAAUUGAUGGUUGCACAUAAAACAACUGCAGCCAUCAAUCACAGCUUAUUGAUUCUGGUUGUAUUAUCGCCACCCUCUGGACAUGAUGUUACCAAAUAUAUAAAUGCAAGAUUCACCCAAUUUCCUUUCCAAGUUAUGCUCUUCAAAAUAAGCUGAACAAAACAAAGACAGACAGCUGCCACGUUUCAUGUCAUGUAAUUAUAUUGCGCUCAAAUCUAUGUCCCUCUUUGCAUCAGCACAAAAAUGCUCUGACUGCAUUUAUUACACUAAAGUUCAUGCAUACACUGCACCUUUACAGGGUAUGUUUAAUUUAUGUUGAAGAUUUUGAUAGUUAUUAGUAAUUAUGAUGACUAGACUGACAUAUGUGUGAAUAAUAGUUUACCUUAUAGAUUCAAAACAUAUUGUGGGUCGAGAUGUAGAUGUAGAUAUGACAUUUUAAAUUUACUUACAUUUUUCCUAACACAUAUUUCCGAUGUGUUACAAUAUUUUUGCUCCUUUAGUUUAAGCCCCUCAGCGAUGAUGCUUUAAAGAAGUUCCUCUUAUCCUUUGCAGUGCAGCUAUUCCAAAAUUAGUUUUAGACAUAUUUAAAGCUUUAGGAUCAUGAGCAAACAGCUCAGAGUUUCAUCAGUCAGUGCUGCAAGAGGAACUUCCCAUUUAUUUUUACCAGCAAGCUAAUAUUAUCCCUUCAUUAACAUUCAGCCCAGGUUGUUGGGUUUAAAGAUGACAACUUAUGAAUAGACUAAAGGUUUGCUCUUUGCCCUGAAGUCAGGGUUAUAUCUGUUUGUGCUUUGAGAUGCUUUGAUUAAUCUGUCCAAUCACCGGGUUGGAUGCUUUUGGCACAUGUCUGGUGUGGGUAUUAGCAAUAUAUGUGCUGGCCUUGGCUUAUCGCUUGUUGUCUUUGUGCAUCUGUUUGUAGCUGAAGUAUCGCGAGGAUGGCGAACGCUUUAUGUCCACCUUCCAUCAGGACAUGAGGUCAAUGGAGCUGGAGAGGGCUCGCCUAGCCAAUCAAAUGGCCAGCCAGGUGAGCUCCUGAGAGAGCAACUGGCCAAUACACCCAGUUACAGGGAGUUCAAGCCCAAAAUGUCCAAUUUAAAAAAAUAUGCAUGUCUUUUGAGGCAAAUGGUAAGAAUGAGAUCAAAUCUUGUAAGGGUUAAAAAUAUAUAUAUAUAUAUUUUUUUUUUUUCAGAUCAGUUUCUUUUUCGGCACCUGUCAUCAACACUGAGUAGAGCCAUUAAAUCAGAUAAAGAGGUCCUAUAGCUGCAAAGUCUUACCUGUUAAGAGAAUAUUUAAAUCUGACUGAAUUUGGCUCUAUUGUCCAAACAGGCUUUCAAGUCACAGUCAGAGUUCUCACACCAGCAGACAUGGAGUUCAAGCACGAUGACCAACCAGGAGAUGGUUACCAUGUCUCAGUCUCAGAAGACCCUCAGUGAUGUGAGUUUCUUUUACCUUAAGAAGUGCUUUUUUGUGUUUUAAAAACUUGAGUGUCUGUGUCACUAAUUAGACUCUUUGGUUUUUCUAAAUUUGAGUUAAUGCCCUGAUUGAUUUAUGCUUUCAUUGGCAGGUGCAGUUAACAGGGGAGUUUGAGUCGAAAGGAAAAGGCAGCUUCCCUGCCAUGAUCACACCAGGUUACCAGGCUGCCAAAAAUGCCAACUCUCUGGCUAGUAGUGUAAGUUAGCUAACUUUAUUUUCUUUUUGAACUCAUCUCAGAAAAAAUCAAAACCCUCACAACUUAGAUCAGCUAAUUCCCUUUGGUGGAUAAGUAAAUUUCUGAAAUAUACUUUUUUUCUGCAGCUUGAGUAUAAGAAAGGACACGAGGAGAGAGUUUCUAAGUACACCACGUUUGUUGAUCCUCCAGAGGUACUUCUGGCCAAGAAACAAGGACAAAUUGUCAGCGAUGUAAGCUCUUCCUUAAGUCUUCACAUCAAUUUGACAAAAUAUUAAUGGCAAAACUGGUGGUUUAAAGUAGCAUUUUGGCUCAUUUUUAAAAUUUUCAACUCCGUUAACUUGAAAAACUGACAUUAGUGGAUGUUUCUUUUCUCCCUCAGUAUGCCUACACAGAAGAGUAUGAGCAGCAGAAAGGUAAAGGCAGUUUCCCUGCACAUCUUACACCAGGAUACAAGAUGUCAAAGAAGGCCAGUGAGCAGGCCAGUGAUGUGAGUCAGACAAAGUGAAAAUGUACACUUUCUUGCCCUUAGAUUACAUCCUUCACAAUGUUUUGUAUAAUUUUUUAAAUUCAUUUUCUAUGUCUCACCAGAUAAAGUAUCGUCAGACAUAUGAACAGGAGAUUAAGGGUAAAGCCAGUGCAGAGGUGGCUGUAGCUGAAGCUGCUCACGCCAGAGAAAAUGCUGAACACUACAGCCAAGUGAGUGAUGUGCUGAUUUUGUUUGCACUUGAAAGCCUGUUCAGGACCUAUCAUAAUUAAAAUGAAAAGGCCUUUAUUUCUCUUUAAAUAAUAAUGGACAGUAAAUUAUAGGAACCAGAACUGAACCUUUCAUAGUUAGAGAUAUCAACCUAGUAGAUAAAUGUCAGUUAAUCUAUAAUUUUCAUCACAAAAUAUUUUUUACUUACCGUGGCGGACGCACUUCUUACCUGAGACUUUUCCCCUGAUGCAGAUUGCCUAUACAGAGGAUUAUGAGCAACACCGAGGUAAAGGAAGUUUCCCAGCCAUGAUCACCCCUGGUUAUUACCUUGCAAAGAAAGCUCAGGAGAACGCAAGUGAUGUGAGUAUUAAUGUCUUUAUGCAAAAAAAUGACCCCUAAUGACCCCCUAAUAAUAAUUUAUUUUUAUAGCACUUUUAAAAACAGAGGUUUACAAAGUGCUUUGACAAAUGGUCAUACAGCACAGAAUGUCGGUACACGGAAAUAAAAACAAGUAAAAACAAAAAGCUCAGUUAAAACAAGGCCUCAGAAUUAAAGGCCAUUUUCAUAUGGCAUAAGGAACCCAGAUAAUCCAAGAACCCUGCAACAUAAAAUGAGACCAUGAGGACAAAAAUAAGAACAUAAAAUAUGUAAGUAUAACAAAAGCUAAUAAGACAGUUAAGCCGAAAUAAGACAGAGGUAAAAGAGAAAAGAGUUACAACCAGGUCUUUAGGCUCUAUCUCAGUUUUUUUGUGAGUUCACUCGGUGUGAACUCACUCGACGUUGUGCAGUCAAAAAAAGAGCCUCUAUCACAUGUGUCAUCAUGUCGAACAUGCUGUCAAAACACAGCAGAAUGUCUGGCUGGAAAAGCUUCAGCUUCAUUUAUCAUCUGACUGUCAUCGCGGGGAAGAAUAGACCAGAGACAACAAUGGCAGAGCCUCCCUGACUGCAUGGCGUCAUUCUUUAAACUCUCCACUCUGACUAAAUUAGACUGUGUGUAGACAUGUGUGUGAAUAGUACCGGUAAUCUCCCACACAGAAUCACAACAUGUUGUCCUAAGAUGUGCACUAAACCAUCUCUCAUCCUCAUGCAGCUCAAAUACAGGAAGGACUUAAACAAGAUGAAGGGCACCUCUCACUUCCACAGUCUGACAUCCGAGGACAAUCUGGCUCUAAAGAACGCUCGCAAGAUCAACAAGAUUGUCAGUGAGGUGAGCUUGUUAGUGAAUUACCCCUCCGAUUUCAAAGAAGUUGGUGUCAUAAGUAUCCCGAAACUAACAGAGAUAAAUGAUGCAGCUUGGUGUGUGUGUGUGUGUUUAGAGCUGGAAAUAUCAGACGUGGUGCGUUAGUUUCCAGCAGACAUGAAGCCACCCAACUUGCAUUUUCAGCAUCUCUGACAUGCCAGCCCGCUGGGGUUACUGCUUAACUUCAAGGCCACAGGACACCCUGUCAAAAUAAAGUUACCUCACAGAGGAGCCUUUCUUCACAGGGCUUGUCCAGAUGGGGGACCAGGGGUGGCAUGACCUACACCACCCCAUCACCAGUAGCUUUCUUUGCACUUAAAUGUGGGUCAUUUUCUUUUGUUGGUACUCUUGCAAUCUGCAUUAAUGUCAACAACACAUUUAUUGGUAAUAUUCAGGGACUGAAAAAUUGCCAAUAAAUGUGUUCUUGGAGUUGGAUUACCACUAUUUUAGUAGCUAAAAUGAUAACUUUAGACAAAGAUCUUCUCUUCAAAUCCCCAAAAGAACGUAAAAAAUUAAUGUCUAAUCCGAAAUAAUGGGAAACUUUCAACCAGUGUGGUAUUUUUUUAUGUUUGCUUGCACAGCUCAGAUUCAGCAUGAAUGUUAAAAGGUGAGAAAAUCCCUCUUGUGUGGCAUUUGACUGUCUAAGGCACUGACAUGUUAAAUGGUUCCAUGCUGUCAUUGUUAAGCUGGACGACACAUAUUUAAGAUUUAGGCACUCUGUGUCACUUGAGUUAUGAUGGAAAAGUGUCAGGGAUGGUGAGUGAUUAGUGUCAGGUAUUUUAAAUUUAGCACAUAACCUAAGCUCUGGUUGUGCAUCAACAAAAAAGGGGGAGACUGGAAGAUGUUUCAAAGCAGCUGUUGUCAUUCUUCACAUGUUUUGUCUCAGGUGGAGUACAAGAAGGAUUUGGAGAACACCAAAGGCCACAGCAUCAACUUUUGUGAGACGCCACAGUUUCAAAAUGCUGCGAAAGUUGCCCAGUUCACAAGUGAUGUAAGUGACACACUUUUCUAGUGUAAGUGUAAUCACAGCAAACUGAUAAGAAGUUGUUGCUUCAUGUAUCAUUUGGCAAAUGUGUGAAUAUUUUGGUAAUAAAACAGAGUCCUCCAUGAUGAAUUGUAUCAAUCUUUAUAAACUUUUUCAUACUUUUUAAAGAACAAGUACAAAGAGAAAUAUAUCAGUGACAUGAAAGGCCACUAUGAAGACUCAGGAAUCGAUAAGAAGACCAUGCACGCCAUGAAGGCCAGAAAACUGGCCAGUGAUGUAAGUCUUGUUUCCCAUGGUCUUAUCAUAGCUGACAAAUAUCAUGCAAAUUAUAUGUAAAUGUCUUAUAUGGUAUUAAUCUAAGACACACACACAUUUCUCAUUUUUUUUCAAGCCCCAGUGUAUACUUAUGUAUAGAAGACAGAUUAGCACCAUGCUAGCAAUAGCCCUGACACAGUCUUCUUGUUAUUUCCAGAUUUCUUAUAAACAAGGUGUUGAAAUGGAGCAGGGUGAAUAUAACUAUCCAGCAACCCAAACACCAGGCUACAAAAGCCAGAGGAAACUGGACCCGUUGAAAGAUGUGAGUCAUUGAGUGUCUUUUUUUACAGUACAGUAUCUAUCAUAUAAGCCAAUUACAAACCAAAAGAGAUUAUUUCUUCUUGUGUGAUCCAUUUGUUUUGUGUACUUUUUGAAUUGCAGAAGAACUAUAGGCAACAUAUCGAUCAGGUCAAAUACAGCCCAGUGACGGACACACCUGAGAUUAUUUUGGCAAAGAAAAAUGCAAAUCUCGUCAGCAAUGUAAGUAACUGGCAAAAAUAUUGUAAAACAAGUUUUUCAGCUGCACAAUAAAGAGCUGACUGCAAAGUUUUAUCCAUGUGUCUUUCAGCACAACUACAAAGCAGACUAUGAGAAGACCAAACAUCAGUACACACUCUCCCAGGACCUGCCCCAGAUCAAAAAAGCCAAAGCCAAUGCUGCUUUGUGCAGUGAUGUAAGUUAGUUUGGUGAAGCUAUUUCUACCUUUAUACUUUAAGUAUACAACGGGACUCAAUCACAUGUUCAGAUAAAACAAUAUACAAUGUUUUUUAGAUCAAAUAUAAGGAAGAGUGGGAGAAAACCAAGUCUAAAGCCUGUGAUAUUGGCAUUAAUGACUUGAGCGUCAGAGCAGCAAAAGCCUCCCGUGACCUCGCCAGUGAUGUAAGUAAACACAUACUCUUUUCCACUGCGUGAGGGCUGUCUGAGCAAAUAGCUAAGUGAGUUUAGUCAAAUAUGAUUAUUCAAUGAAAUGGUCAUGUGUUUAAGAUUAAAUACAAGGAAACCUACAUGAAGGACAAGGAAAAAGCUGUGGGGUUCAACACAAGUGACUCAAAGACUCUGCACUCACUACAAGUGGCGAAGAUGAGCAGUGAUGUAAGCUUUUUUUUUUCUUUCAACAGUACUCGCAGACAUUUUUCCCACUUGCCUACCAAGCAGCAAUCUAGCUUAAAAAACACUAUUUUAUUGAAAUUCCUUCCAACAGAUUGAAUAUAAGAAGGGCUCCAAGGAGAACCAGAGCCAGUUCAGCCUUCCACAUGACAUGAUCAACCUAAGCCAUGCCAAAAAGGCCCAGGCCCUCGCCAGUGACCUGGAAUAUCGCACAAAACUGCAUGACUACACCGUCAUGCCAGAUGACAUCAAGGUCCAGCAGGCCAAGAAAGCAUAUGCUCUGCAGAGUGAGGUGAGAGACAUGGAGCAGAAACUAGCCCUAUGCUAACCCUGUGAGACAGAGAGCUGUGACAACAUUUUGCUGGUGCUAUAGGUUUUAACACCAGAUAACAGGAAUGAUUCUGUGAUAUAAAUUUUUCUAUGUAGAUUUCACCAAGACUUGAAUCUUGCAGGCUCAAAGGUACCAAUGAGUGUCAGAGCAUGUGAUCCUGCACAAUAUUCAUAACAUGUUUUUCCACUUUUUGUCCCUCCUCCAGAACCAGUAUCGCUCAGACCUGAACUGGAUGAAAGGAGUUGGCUGGGAGACUGAAGGAUGCAUGAACAUCACCCAGGCCAAGAAAGCUGGAGAGCUGCUAAGUGAUGUGCGCAAAACUUGGACUUUCUGUGACUUUUAAUUCAGUUUCAAAAUGAACUGUAUUUAUUUAUUUAUUUAUUUAUCAACUGCUCCUUUUCCUCACAGACUAAAUACCGUCAGAAGGCAGACAGCAUCAAGUUCACUCAGGUGGCAGACGAUCUCUCUAUCAAACACGCCAAGAAGAGCCAGGAGCUGCAGAGUGAUGUAAGGCCUUCAGUGUAAAGCUACAUUCAUGUACAUUUUACUGAGAAGAAGCAGUCUAAAGUCAUAUUGUCUUUCUGUUUUACAGCUUGCAUACAAAGCCAACACGGAGCAGAUAAUUCACCAGUACACCAUGACCCAAGAUGAACCCCAGUUCAGACAAGCAAAGGCUAAUGCUGACCUUCUCAGUGGGGUAGGUGAUUUUUUGUUUGUUUAUUUGUUUGUUCUAUGAUUUUACAAAUCAGACUGUAACAGUGGUGCGAGCAAGAGCUUUAUGAUAUGGCAAGAUCAGAUAAAAUGUAAAAUAUAGAUUUUUUAUUUUUUUGGUGUUCCUCAGGGCUUAGUGUUUGGUCCCUUUAGUGUUUUUCAAGUAUUUGAUUUUUGAGUAUGAAGUAUUAGUUUUUAAUUGGUGUAUCUAAACAACCAUAAUAUUCCUUUUAGAUUACCAUCCAUAUUUUAUUUUAAAAAAGUAUACAGUACAGUUGAAAACAUGUUUUCGAGGUCAGGUCCAUUUACUUUCACUGGAAGUUUGUAAAUACUUAGUGGGCUGUUUUGAGGAGGGUGACACACAGUUGAGUAACACAUAUCAUAAUACAGGUCUGACCAUAUGACCCGUCUGUAAGGUCAACAUAAUCUGUUCCCAGAAAGUAGAGGCUCUUUAUUAUUUUUGGGAACAACAUUAAAUCUUCAAUUUAGAGUUAUUGUAACUCCACUGAGUGUCCUCCACAUGGCACAAACUAAGUUAACUGGUGUCUCUUCACAAAUCUGAAAAGACAAAAAUUAGAUUACCAUUUAGAAUCAACCUAACCCCUUAAUGACAUAAACACAAUUAACCUGUUUAAACAGGCUUCAGGGCCCUGCAAUGUUUGUUACAUAGGGUAAAUCAUGUAUGGUUUGACAUGCAAGUCUUUCUGUGCAAAUAGAGGUGUGUUACAGAACUAUAGAACUAUAUGCUGACACAUGUUUUAUACAUAUUUUAAAACGGUAUUAAAUACCAUCCUUUUGUUUUUAGAAAGUGUACAAGAGCAACUGGGAGAAGCAGAAGGAAAAGGGCUUUGAGCUGAGCUUGGACUCUCUCGCUAUUCUCACCGCUAAAGCCAAAAGAGACCUGGCCAGUGAUGUGAGUUUCGCUCAAAAUCUGUCUUUGAGUGCGAUCUCAGGCCUGAGGAGAAAUAUGUUUUAAACUUAAAUUCAAACUUGAAUUGUUACAGUGUUGUACACCUGAAUGAAAUACGAUUUCAUCACUUGAUAAUGCAGCUAAAUACAAAUGCAGAGUCUUUUUGAAAAACCACAAUAAUCUUGUCCCAUGACAGGUCAAAUACAAGGAGAGCUAUGAGAAGAACAAAGGGAAGGUGAUCGGCAUUAAGUCGGUCAAAGAUGACUCUCAGAUGGCUCACUCUACUCUGGCAACCAAACUACAGAGUGGCCGCGACUACAAGAAAGACUAUGAAGAAACCAAGAGCAAAUACAGGUGAGGCCUUGGUGUUGAUCCUAUAUGAUCCGAGCUAAUUUCACAUUAUAGACACAGACACCACUCAUCAUUGGAUCCUUAAAUUAUACAGCUAACUUGAUAAACUACUGGCUACAAGUAAAUAAGAGGUGAUGUGUUAAUGAGCUUUAAAAUGAAAUCUGUCUCUAAUACAGAGUUUUAUUUUAAAAAAUUCAAAAUCUGAACUACCAUCUUCAGUUUUUUCAGUUCAGGGUCAAUCUAAGGGAUUCCUCAUGCUCAAGCAAGAAUAAUAUAAAGAUGAAAGAUUUUAGUGAACCAAAAUCUUCAUAUUGGAAUUACAUUUUCUGAAUGAAAUUGUUCUCCCUCUUAGUGUUCACCUGGACAUGCUGAACAUCAGUCAUGCCAAAAAGGCCCAGGACCUGGCGACCGAGACCAAUUACAGGACCAUCCUGCAUGAGUACACAACUCUUCCAACUGAUAUGAAGGUGGCCUGGGCUAAGAAAGCAUACGGACUGCAGAGUGAUGUAAGUCCCAUAGUUAGAUAUACAAAAAAACAAGAAUGUUAUGUACAAAAAAAUCCUUUAAAUGCAAUGAAAAAUAAAGAUUGAAGGUGGAAUUUGUAUCUGUGCUAUUUUAGAAACAGUACAGGUCAGAUCUGAACUGGAUGAAGGGCGUGGGCUGGGAGGCCUCAAAAUCUCUGGAUGUCCAGCAGGCAAAGAAAGCAGGGGCGCUCGUAAGCGAGGUAAUGUAUCAGCUGGAAUGCAAGAGUCAAAUCAGGAAAUAAUAUUAGAUUUUUUAGACUAAAUACUAAAUUUAGAAAAUAGUUUCAACCAUUAUUGAAAUUGACCUGUAUGACUCCGUAGGUUAAUGAGCACAGGGACCAUGAGAAAGUGAUUUGCAUGAUUGUGUAACAUAUAGCUGGAAAGCACAUGCAGUAUGUAGGUUUAUGACUGAGGUCAGAAUGUAUUUAAAGAGCAGCGGCCAUCUCUGCUCUCCAGAAACUAGGUUAAGAACACAGGCUUCACCCAGCUAUUACAGGAGACUUGGACUUACUGCAGCAGCUGAAGCUGUUGCAUAUUAAAUUGGAUCAGGAAUCAUCAAUACAGGCUCCACAAAUCAUAUUGAGGUAGAUCAGGGGAGUUAUGCUUGCUUGCCAGUCAACUCCUCUCAAGGGAAGGACUUUCAACAUCCUCCGUUAACACGAAGGAUCCAGUUUCCUAUAAGCUUUAAAGUACUUGGUGUGCAUAUAUGGAAAACAUGGAUAAAAGCAUUGUCGAGUUAAUUUCUGACCUUUGAUAUCUUAUCUGUUUAUGGACUUGGUCACUUGAGUUAAAUUCAUACUAGACACUUUAACACCCUCCUUACAGACUAUUUUUAGACAGGUAUUUUUUUUUCAAUAUGUAAGUGGGUGCUAAAGUGCACUGAAAUAAUUCUGUGACACAUCUUUGCAAUACCAAACUUCAUCUAUAGCCUCUCAACGUGCAGCUGAGCCUUUAUUUUAAGGGUUGUUGUUUUUUUUAGAUGACCAAUUUCCUUUGGUACUCUACAGUAUAUAAGUUAGCAUGAUUACUUUGAGGUAUAUGUUGCCCUUCUCUGUUUGUUGAAUGCAUGUGCACAAUAUUGGGAAUGGUUUCUUCUUCCUUUACAUGUUCUUGUUUAAUUUUCUUCUGCAGAAAAAGUACCGCCAGGAUGUGAGCGCUCUGAAGUUUACCAGUGUUGAAAACACGCCAGAGAUGGCUCAGGCUAAACUCAGCAACAAAUUGGCCAUUGAUGUAAGUUCAGCUGUCAUAUGUGCCUCUCAAAAUAUAAUAGGAUGCAUUCAAUCUGAUCUAACUUAAUUACUUGUUAAUGUUUUGAUUGACAGGUCUUGUCAAAAUGUAUAAUGCAAAUUGACUGAGAUUCAAGCUAGAUUUAACAUGUUCAACUCAUGUACUUGUGGUUUCACAUUACAUAAAAAACACAUUUAUAUGGCAUACAUCACCAGAUAUUAAUGAUGCACUGUUUUGGUCUUCACAGAGGCUGUACAGGGAAAAGGGUGAAAACAUGAAGCACAACUACACACUCAGUGGAGAGCUGCCAGAGUUAGUUCAGGCCAAGAUCAACGCCAUUAACAUCAGCGAUGUAAGAAAAUCUCACAGUAAACCAUCAGACAGUUAAUCGAUCCAUCCUCUCUGAUACCUGUUUCUUAUCUGCUAUCUGCUUUUCAGAGCUGCUACAAAGAAUCCUGGACUAAGAUUCGUGACGGUGGCUACAAGCUGCGUCUGGACGCCAUUCCUUUCCAGUCUGCGAAAGCAUCUGCAGAGAUCCUCAGCGAUGUAAGCAUGCAAUUUACGCUUGAUUUCAUCGAAAAAAAGAGCUGCCAGUUUACUUACUUACUAUUCGGCACAGUACGCAUUUAAUUUCUUUGCAGCAUUUGGAAUUUUAAUUGUUUGUCAUUUUAGCAAAAGUACAAAGGAGAGUUUGAGAGGAGCAAGGGGAAGAUGAUCGGCCUGAAAGGAUUGCAGGAUGACAUAAACAUUGCUCACUCUGUCCAUGCCAGCAAGCUACAGAGUGAUGUGAGUGACCCUGACUAAAACAAUUAAUACAAAAGUUCAAAGCAAAGAAAAAAAAAAUUAAAAAAAAAAGUGAUUUGUGUAUCAAUUUUUUCUUCUUUCCUCCAUCUUCAGAUCACAUACAAGAAGAACUCAGCAAAGGAGCUCUCCAAGUUCAACCUCCCCAUGGACAUGCUCGAGGUGUCUCAUGCUAAAAAGGCUCAGGCUCUGGUCAGCGAUCAGGACUACAGGCUCACCCUGCAUCAGUACACCUCACUACCUGAUGACAUGAAGGUGCAGGCGGCAAAGAGAGCGUAUGCUCUGCAGAGUGAGGUGAGAUGGAUGACAACUUGUGUUAUUACUAAACACAGUUUAUUUAGAAUAUUUCACAUGACAAACAUCAAAGCAACUGCACUACCCUUUAGAAUUAUAAUGAAAACUUUUGCAAAACUUCUCCGGCUUGCUGACUGUGCUGUCAAACGUGACCCUUUUUAAUAUUUGUGUUACAGAAAGUGUAUCGCUCUGAUUUGAAUUACCUGCGUGGUGCAGCCUGGAUCGCUACUGGGGCUCUGCAGAUUGAGGGCUCCAAGAGGGCCACAGACCUCAUCAGUGAUGUGAGACAGCUUUUUUCUUAUUAUUUGCUUGACCCUUUUUAUAACCUGUGUGAUCAUACCCACAGAACUGUACAUGCAGAUCGUGAUGGUUUUGCUCUUGAAUCAAUUGAAUAUAAUCCUUAUUUGCAAACAUAUCUUGUGUGUCAUGUGCGUUUGUUGUCAUUUUUUGACAUUUGGACAGUUAUCCUUGUUUUGAUAAAAAAUUAAAGAAAUAGUAAUAAUGGUAUUCAAAAAUUUAAAAAUGAAGAAAACUAACGUUGUUUUUCCUUCUCUUACAGAAAAAGUAUCGUCAGCAGCCUUACAAUUUCAGGCACACCUCUGUGACAGACUCUCCAGAUAUUGUCCACGCAAAACUCAGUGGGCAAGUCACUAAUGAAGUAAGAUAAUAUGUUUUGAAACUAUUCUAAAAAUCUUUUCUCAAACUUUCUAUUUAACUGUUUUUUAUCUGUACAUGUCUUAAAUUAGGAAAUGUGUUUUUGUCCCAUCACUUCUUAUAGCGUUUGUACAAAGAAAAAGGUGUAAACGACCAGCAUAACUACACCAUCACAUGUGAGAGACCGGAGAUUACUCAAGCAAAGAUCAACGCAGCCAACUUCAGUGAGGUAGAGAUCUGUGCAGAGACUGACAGUGCUCUUUUUAGUUACCCUGUGUUUUGAUUUCUAAAGUUGAUGAUUGGUGGUUGUUUGUCUCUAGAUCAGGUACAGAGAUUCCUGGAAUACUCUGCGGGCUCAGGGCUACAAACUCACCAUGCAGGACAUCCCCUUCCAGGCUGCCAAGAGCUCCACAGGCAUCGCCAGUGAUGUAGGGAAUAAAAAGUGUUGCCAGAGUUAUCCACCUUGAUAUAACAUAAGUUAGGGAUAACCCACUCAUGUGCUUGUGUCUCCUGCAGUACAACUACAAACACAACCACUUGCUGGAAAAAGGAAAGCACAUCGGCGUCAAAAGCGUCAUGGACGACCCACAUCUCCUGCACUGCAGGCAGGCGGGCCGACUUGCUAGCGACCAGGAGUACCGAAAGGAUGCCCUGACAACCUCCGGGCAGUACCACCUCACCCCUGAUAUGAUCCACCUGGUGACGGCUAAGAGUGCCCAGGCCCUUGCCAGCGACCAGGACUACAGGAAGAAGCUGCACGAGUACACAGUGCUGCCUGAUGACAUGAAGGUCAAGUGGGCCAAAACGGCGUACAACCUGCAGAGUGAGGUGAGAGGUGUGGGUGAGGAAGCAAUAAAGAGGAUCUCAUGAGUCAACUUGGCUGACAUGUUUUAUUGUCCUGUGUGUAGAAACUGUACAAGUCAGACCUGAAUUACAUGAAGGGUGUUGCCUGGGACGGUGUGGGUGCUCCUCAGCUGGAGUCAGCAAAGAAGGCGGGAGAACUUAUCAGUGACGUGAGUAUGCAUUAUGUUGUGAACGGUAUUGUUAGGAUACACGUGAUACUGAACCCUAAAUCCUUACAGCCUUUUUAUUUAAUGACCUGACAGCAAAACUAUCUCAUUUUUAUCAUCAAGUAAGUUGUGUUUAGCCCUAUCCUCCCAUGAUUUGGAGAUAGACUUCUGUUAAAAUCCAAGAUAACAGUAUUUUUGUCCAGAGAUUACGAGAAAAUAAAGAUCUGGUGAAAACACAAUAUCUUGAGAUUUUGAGAGUAAUGAGUCAAGAAAACAAGAGUUAUCACUUGUUAUCAUUCAUUGUCUCUGGAAAACAAAGCAAAUAAAACUCAUGCAUGUCUGCCGAGGGCUUCCUUACCAAAAGAAUAAUCACUUUUAGUUUUUUGGAGACCUUUUCUGGCUUGAUACAUGGAGGAUCAUGGAUAGAGCAGGAAAUAGGGGAGAGAGUGAGGAAUGACAUGCAGGAAAGACACCACAGGGGACAAUCGAACCUAGACCACCUGAGUGCAUGGGAUGUGCUGAGACGACUACUGCUGCGCCCCAGUGCUUGUGUUUUUAUGCUAGUUUUUGUCUUUCCCUGGUACAGAAAGUUCAGACAGUUCAAACAAACUUAGUGUUGCUCUGCAAAAAAAAAAAAAAAUGAUGAAAGGCGUAUAAGGCUGAAAAUGUAAAAUAUUGGACUGAACUGAAUUUGUUAAAACUGAUGAUGUGGCAACUAAUUUGUCCGUUAUUGAGUAAUUUUUUUAACUCAACUUUGUGAAAUCAUCAAAUAAUGUUUGAACAUGUUAUAUCAUCACUCAUCUCAGCCGUCUGUGUUUGCUGAUGUCAAAGUGUUCUUGGUCUUCUCCCAUGCAGAAGAAAUAUCGUCAGCAGCCAGACAGACUGAGGUUCACCUCAGUGGCUGAUUCUCCUGACAUCGUCCACGCCAAGAUGAGCUAUCAGCAGUGCAGCGAGGUGAGGAGGGAAGAUAAAUGUACUCAGCAGAUCAUUUUAAACCUCAUUGUUCUCGACAGACCUGAUGUUGUUCUAAAAAUGUUGAAAUCACCAAUGCAGUUCAUGUUUUAUUUGUGUUUUCACACUGCAGAGGCUGUACAAAUCUGGGAAGAAUGAUGACAUGCAUAAAUAUACCUUACAUCCAGAUGAUCCCGAUUUUGUCAGAGCCAAAGUUAACGCCCAGCAGAUCAGUGAUGUAAGGAGGAAACUCAUGAUUUAAAAUAGAAGAAACUAUUUUCAUGAUAUCAUAGAAAAAGAUUCCCACUUUACUUUUUGACAUUUUCAUCCCUUUCACUCUUUUCCCAUGAAGAAAGUUUACAAAGCGUCUGGAGAGCAGGUGAAGACAUCGGGCUAUGACCUCAGGCUGGACGCUAUCCCCUUCCAAACCGCCAAGGUCUCCAGAGAUAUCGCCAGUGAUGUGAGUUUUUUGCUCAGUUUGUAACAAGAUUUCAGACCCUCUACAUCUUUUUUUUUUACGUUCCUAAAGAGUAAAUUAAACUUAAGCUGAACCAAAGCUGAAAAUGAAUGAUAACGAACCUUAAAAGUAGUUUAAUCCUACAGUUAACUGAGCUGUAAAACUCAAGCAUUCAAGAAAACUGUCUUUUUACUUUCAUAGUUCCGUUACAAAGAAUCACAUCUGAAAGAGAAGGGUCAGCAGGUUGGCCUGCGCUGUGUCGAAGACGACCCCAAGAUGGUGCACUCUUUGGCAGCCAGCAAACUCCAGAGCAACCUAGAGUACAAACGCCAGUCUAAAGAGGACCAGGCUCACUACAAGAUCCACGCAGACCAGCCAGAGUUCCUGCUUGCCAAGAAGAGUCAGGCUCAGGCCAGCGACCUCACCUACCGCCAGAAACUGCAUGACUACACCUGUGACCCCGAGCAGCUCAAUGUGAAGCACGCCAAACAGGCCUACAAGCUGCAGAGUGACGUAAGUCAGAGAGCGUAUUAAGUAUCAGCGAAGUGUGUCGCCCCAUGUUUGGCUGAGAGAAACUGAGUCCAGACAAAUUUACUAUUCACUAAAAAACAAAACACAGGAGUGCCAAGGUCUUUAUACUCUUCUGGAGCCAAGUCAUAAAGAAUGAGCCCUGAACUUUCUAAAUAUCUAUUUUCUUACAGGUGAAAUACAAGUCUGAUCUGAACUGGAUGAAAGGAGCGGGCUGGACCCCUCCAGGUUCCCACAAGGCUGAGCUUGCCCGCAGAGCUGCUGAGCUCGGACUAGCUGAGGGAGUCAGCACUGACGAGGCUAUCGCAAAGUAUCAGCAUAUGAUGAUGGUAAGUGAGCAGGGAAGAAGAAAUGAUUUCUUUUCAGUCUAGCAAGGUUUUUAUAACUUUGAUAACUUCCCGCUGUGUUCUUUUAGUUGCAUCAUCAGCAGCAGAUGGAGCAGCAGCUGCAAAAUCAGCAGACUUCAGAGCACGUGGAGACCAGCGAGGAGGUUCACAAUGACGUCAACAUGGACGCCAUGGAGGUCCUGCAUGUCAAGAGGAAGAAGACCAUCCAGACCGUUCAGAAAAAGUCCACUACCACCACCACAACCUCAUUCAAGUCUAUGGAGAAGUCCAGCACCACCUCAUCUUCUUCAUCAGCUGCCCUCCAAAACGCAGUGAAGACGUCAAGCAAAGCUGCUGCGAUAGAGGAUGCGUAGAUUUAAGAAAUUCUUUGUAGAUUGUAGCAUUUCUGAUUUUCAUUUUUAGAAAGUGUUAAUUUUUACCUAAUGGGAUAAUUUAUAGGACAAAAAAAGAGUGUGCCUCAGGAGUUACACUUGUGUAUAACACAGCUACUGUAGCUGAAACUAUUGUGAGAGGUUGUCAGAAUGAGAGAAGAAAUGGAUCAAGUAAGUCGGACAAAAUAGGACUUGCCAGGUUAGAUGAAAAGAUUGUCAGUGUAUGUGCUUAACUAAAAAGGAACAGAGACAGAAACGAUGGGGUUUAAGUAUUUUUGAUACUUUAUUGAAAUCUCCAACUGGGUGGAUCUAUUGAGAGCAUUGAGAGAACUGAAUUCAGGUUGUAUUGUGCGAAAAGUAAAAGUCUUUGAGUUUCAAAUACAAGGUUUGUUUUAGUUUUGUAUCUUGAAUGUGUUCAAAUAACAUGAAUCUGGAUCAGAGAAUGCCCUAUACUUUUUUAAAAAGGUAUGUUAUUUUAUUUCAUUGGACAAGGCUCAGACAAACCUUGCAAACUGGCAGUUCUCCAAUGAAGUCUGCUAAUAUAAUGCACUUUGCAAGGCUCAGUGGGAAUAAGUAUUGUCGAAUGAAAAAAUGUGUGCCCUCCGUUUUGUCUGGCAGGUUCAGCUUUGUGAGUUUGUAUCAGGUCCCAUUUUAACUCAAAGCUGGGCUGGGAGUAAAUGCUUGGUUUUAUUGCUGGUUAAAUAAACUAUUUUUUUCCAGGGCAAACUAUGCCGAGUAUCAUGAUUUUUUUUUUUUUACUUUCCCCCCUGUAGAUAAUUUUUGUGUUUAUUUCAUUUGGUUUUUGAUCCAGUCAAGAAAUGAGUAGACGUUGGCAUAGACACCAGGCUUGUUCCUCCGAGCGCAGUCAAUGCCCCAGCUCACCACUCCACUAACAUAGUGAGUGCCAUUGUGUUCACAGACCAGUGGUCCUCCUGAGUCACCCUGUAGAAACAGAACAGGUACAGAAACUCUUUUUUUAGUGGACCACUAAGAAGAGGAUAAAUUGAUCUUGUUCACCAAGGCUAAUGUUAAUAGAGCAUUCAAAACACUUGAAUCAUCAGUCCCACCUCAUGUGAAUGGAUUAGUUUUUUUUCACUAAUGAAAAAACUCACCUUGCAGGAGUCAGUGCCACCCUGCAGAAUCCCUGCACAUAUCAUGCUGUCGUCCAGCACACUUCCAUAAACCUCAGGAGUUCUGCAUUUCUGGUCAGAAAUCAUGAACACACGAGCGUUUAGCAGGUGGCUGCUAAAUCUCUCUGAAAAGUAAAAGAGAACUAAAGAUGAAGCAUAAAUUUAUAGAUUUAUCCAUGAGGCAUAGAUUGAUCAUGAAGUCAUCAGUGUUGUCUGAUUUUCACGUUGGACUCAUAAACUGUUUAAACUAUGGACAACUUGGUUCUGCCUUCCUCAAGUACAUGGAUUUUAAGCCAAAAAGCUCUCAGUAAUUCCGUUUUUUUCUCCCCUUCCUGAAACCAACAUUGUGCAGUAGCAUUGUACGCACUCCACCACUUGCACAGUCGCAUUGGCGGGAGAGUCGUUGAGAGUCGCUGUGAUGACGCUCUGCUAAAACAGCAUAUCCUCUGGGUAAGCUACGCAAUCUUUGUACGCCCAUAGGCUGUAUCAAGUAUCAAUCAUUGAAAACAUGAACCCCCUAACAACUUUUAAAAAUGGAGCUGUGCAGAAAAAAGAGGACUUGAACACAAACCAGUCUAACAGUAACUACAUGUCAACAUCACAAGCAGGGGGAAAAAAUUAUGUUCUGUGUAAUAAACUUCUAAAAUUUGUCCACAGCUCCAUAAGCCUUGCUGCCGGAGGCGGGAUUUAUGACCCAUACUGCAGCCCGUCACCAGAGGGUGCUGUUCUCGGGGUGGCUUCACCUGGCAAGAAGGUGGACACUGUCCAUUCUUUAUACAGUCUAUGGUUAGAGUCAAACUUUUAAGCAGAGUCUGCGUCACAGAGCAGGUUUGAAAGUCCAAAAUGUUAACAAGUGAAGGAGGUUAUGUUCCAGCUGUACUUCUGAUCAUAUUUGAUCCAAUGAUUUUGCAUCUUAACCUUAACUAAGUGACUGCUCUGAUCUCUUGUUUCAUGAAUUGGAUUUUUCACAUACCCCAAUAUUUGGAAAUGCAGUCGAGUCUAACUAAAUAAUCUGAUGACAUUAAAUGAGUCUUAAUGAAAGGUACUUACGGCUUUCUGUGGCCCCCCAUCCUGAGAUCACACACUCUUUCCCAGAUGGGAAGCUCUGGUCUGGUAGACAUGCUGCCCUCACAAAGCGGGUUUCUUUGGCACAGUAAGGACUGUCUGUCACCUGGAGUCUGAGAAGAGCUACACAGGAAAGAAAAUUGCCUGUUAGCUAACAUCAGUCAUUUGUGUUAUUUUUAAAUCGUUUAACUUCUUUUUCACAGACUCAUCAUCUUAAAGCAUGUGGACUAUUUUGACUCUAAUGUUACAAACCAAUGUCGUUGUGUAGAGCAUUAGGAGCCUCCCUGUAGUUCUCAUGAACAAUAGUUUCUACAACCGGGAUGGUCUGGUCCAUCUCCUCCUGUUUGAAUAAUUUCACUCCUCCCAACAUCACUUGAAAUUCAUUGGUAUUUGAACUGCAAAAGAAAAUAAUUACAGUUAAAGGUGAAGUAGGCAGGAUUCCGUUAAAGAAGCAUCUUUUUUUGUGGUGUACAUAGAUACAAAAAAGCUUUUAAUAUCGGUCCAUAGCUAUUAGUUAUUGAUGACAUUGGGAUUAUAACGAUACCGCUGUGUUUUGUUUUGUCUGUGUAGUCAACAUUUAAAAUUUUUAGAGUGGCCCACUCUUUCUGACUGCCCACAAAGCCAUUCUUCGCCUCCCCCAACCUAAUUGGUUGUGAGGCAGACGCUGCUCCUUAGUGCUGAUUGGUUGUGUGGCAGAUGCUUCUCCCCCGUGUCGUUCACGAGCCCAAACAAAGUUAGCGUGCAACAAUAUGGGACAGCAGAAAUCAAGCAGACAGUACGGAAAAUUGUCUGAAUCCUCCUUUAGCUACAACUGCCAACACAAACAAGAAAACAAAGUAAAUACCAGAGAUUCUGGCGGAAUAACGGGUGCUUAAAAAGGAGGUAGACCAGACAAAAGCUAAAAAGCCGGGUCAACAUCAAUGGAGCGUAUGGGGAGGCUUUGGGAUCUUACAGACCCUGUAACCUUUCUGCUGGACAGGUAAACCGCUUUAACAAAUUAAGACAAGUGUCUGUAACAGAAGUUUUUCUUGUACAAUGGGACCUGCUGCAUGUUGUUGCGCCGCUAAACUGUUUACCUCGGGUCCUGGAGUAUACCACUUUAUCCUAGUUGUAGAAGUCCUGCAAACUUUGAGUUUGCUUGUAGUCUGUCGGCAUCUACAGAAGCACCAAUGCUUUUUACUUUCACGUUGACUGGGCCCCAUUUGGAACUAUCUUAAGUAUUCAUCUGCAUUAUAUCUGAAUUUAAAUAAAAUGAUUCGAGCAAGCAGGAGCGUCUGUUUGUGGGCCGGGGCUUGCUGGAGCAGAGAGGGAGGGGGGAGGAGGAGCUGAGAGGAAAACUGGUUGGGAGGAGUAGAGUUUACAUUAAAGAUUUCUCCCAAAAACUGGCACUUCCUCAGAUCUUGCCUACCCCACCUUUAAGUUAAAGAAUAAAGGUGGUUUCAAAUCUGAAGAAAUGGUGUGCAAGACAUACAUGCAGUGAGCAGCAGUGAGAGCCCAGCAGGACGACAGAAGAAUCCCACCACAUAUGUGGCCGAACUCAAAUGAGGAGCCUUUGGGUUUAGCCUGUAGGGAAAGCUGCCAGGGGUGAGCACCAGGGAAGGACUUGGUGCCUCCGAAAAUUCUGCUGGUGCGAGUGGGCUGGGUCCCGAAGUCUAUUUUGCCACACUGAGAAAACGGGGUAGAGCCUGGCACUGGUUGGACAGGAGUUGGGGAAGGACCUGGGAAAGAGGGAGCAAGUUACAGACGAAAAGUACAAACAUAUAUUGUAUAUAUUCUGUGUGUAAACAUGUGUCGUUGUGUGUCUGUAGUCACCUCCAGAGCACUUUUUGACUUUGCAGUGAUCCCACUGUAGUGAGCCUUGCUUUUUGACAUAACACCAUGGUUUGUCAUCCCCAUCUGGAUUCCUAAAAUGUAGAUAGCACAAUAAAACAAAAAGGAAAAUGAGACAAAUGAUAGUUUAACUAGUUUACACUCUUUACAAAUAGCUGAAUUUGCUGUGCUGCAGUGGAUAGAGUUUAUGAGUUAAAUGGAUAUGUUCAGGAGUUAUACCUCAUAGACUGAGAUUAUUAUGAAUUAAAAUGUUUAGAGGCAGGGACUCUGUCAAACGUGGGGAGUCUGGGCCAGAUAAAUAAUGAGCCUUAAAUAAAAGAUGGAAAUUAUACAUACAGGAUACUUGACAGCUAUGCGCUACACAAGUACCUCUCGACACACCAAGAUUUAACUGCCAGCCAAGAAAUACCACGACAACACAAAAAACUUAAAGGCAUGGUUGAUGAUUGGAGAGAUUGGUCAUUAAUAUGAACCUUGUUUAUAUGGCGAUCACGGUCCUAUAGUGCUACAAAGUGAAGAGACAAAAGGAUGUAAAAAAUCUGUUCACCCUAGUAGGUGCAGGGCUGCAAAUACAUUGACCAAUGGGAGCCAUCCGUCCUGGACAGCUCCUCUUGGUCAAUCUCCUGCUCCCCCUCUCCAUCCAAUCACCUCACUGUAUUCGACACACCCCUCUCCCGUGUUUCCGACUCAUUCCCUCCCACUCUUCCAGCCCUCCUCGGAGCUCUGAGCGCCUAAAAGUAGCGUAGCAGCUUUGCUACAGGAGCUGUGAUGGAGAAGGACGCAAAAAAACACAAGUGCUAAGAAAACGCAAGCCGACAGAAAAGAGGGCAGAGUCGAAGAGGAAAUGUGACCAAGCAAGGAAUCUAACUCGAAUAAAUAUCGGGUCAUCCUUUGAGCUGUGGAGAAAGCUCUGCCAGGAUUUGGGCCUGAAAACAGACGCCGAGACAGUAGAGUUUUUGUUGAACAGAUAGUUUUCGCCUUUUAGUGGCACAUGAUCUCAUAAAUUACUCUUAUUAGUCUCUGCAAUGUCAACACAGUAGCUGUCCAGGCAGCUGCAGACAGUGCUCGCUAGCAGAGCUGGCAUUUACUGCCACUAGUCACUAGCAAUCAGACAUGCUGAAUUCUAUUUGAAGCUAGUGUAGGAUCUUCUGCCGGCUGGCUUCUUGCUCUGCCAGAGGGGGUGUGUCGUGGGGAGGGCAAUACAGGUUCAGGGGGGGAGUUAUCAUGGAGCACAGAGGGUGGGGGGUCGGACACGUUUUUCAAAUAUGCCUCAAUGGCUCAGUUUUUUUCAACUGCUUCUCAGAUCGUCAACCAUGCCUUUAACCGAGCAAUAAGCAAGAAAAAAGUACUACGGGAACAAGCCCGCAAUUGGCUGCUGGUGUGCUGGAGCAGCCAAUCAGGAGCAUGCGACGGCACAUCUAAUUUACAUACAAGAUAGGCGACACACAGGACACAGCAAGGUCAGAGAUAAACACGGAAUACAAUUUACAAUAAAGGAAUAUUGCAACCGCGUGUUAUGAUGUCCAUGUUUUAGGUAACGAGGACAUCAUAACACGUAGCAAUGAUAAACAAAUCAGCUUUUGUACAUUAGUUUUUUCUUCCAAGAAGGGCUGGUCACAACCUCAUCUAUGGAAAAAUCCAUGUCAGCUUAACGCUAUAUAAUCUUUUUUCCAUUAAAUAUUGUCUUGAUUCUACCUGCAGUAGUUGUUAGACUCCAGUCCAGAGUCUGGGUACAUGAGGAUAGGAUCCUCCGCCUGUGAACGAACAAAGAAAGAGUUCCAGUCCAAACACUCCUGUCCGUCCUCUGUUUCACUGACAGUGCCUCUAUAUGACUCCCCAUUGCCCUCGUAACAGUCAGCAGGUGCUACAAGAGAAACUCAAAGUCAACACAAAACCUCACUUAAAAAAAAAAAAAAAGCAUCCAAAAUAUUUAUAGGGUCUGAAAAACCCUCUUAUUAUCAAUACAAAAUCCUUACAGGAAGCCCACAAAGUUGAAUUAAAUGUCAAAUUUGAACUAGUUUUGUGUGAUUUUUUCUUAAUUAAAAAUGAUUUUUUUUUACAGCGGGACCAUAAACAACACUGACACACAAAAAACUGCUGAGGACUGUGGUAUUUUAGAGUUUCUGUAAUCGAUCAAUAUCUGAUGUUUGGUUUGUUGGUGAACUUUGAACUUUUUGUGUUUUUCUAAGAGUUCAUUUCAGGCUUUUCCUGCUAACGAGUGUGAUGGCUGAAUCAGUCCUUUAGACAGCACUAACCAUUUUGGCAGAACCUCCCAGUAUGUCCACCAGGACAUAUGCAGCCAAAGCGUUUGGUCCCUUUCACACAGGUAGCUCCGUUCUGGCAGGGAUUGGGUUCACAGGCUGAUGAUGGCACUGAAACAACAAGAAAAAAACAAUUCAAAGGUGCAUCACUGCAAGGCUGUAUCAAAGGGUUCAGAGAAUUGACUACCCAGUUCUCCCCUUAAGAUAUCCAUCCUUUGAAAAGAGGUUUUUGAAGACUAUCUGUUGCUGGAGCCUCAAGCAAGUCAGGCAUCCAUACAUUUUAUUUACGUCACUUUCCUGUAAUAACUUCUUGCAGAGAUGCCCUUUUAUAAUAAAUUAGGAUCAUGGGGUAUAAAGUUUCUUGGCAGACAUGAUUGCAACACUUAAAACAGUGGAUCCCAUCAGAGUCUGAUGGGCCUACAACACCACUCCACGUCAGAACAGUUGACAACACAACAAGGAACUUUAUGGUUCUCCUUGUUUAGUCUGACAAAGAUCAAUCUCAAAUCUUGUAAAACAUAAGGUUUUGGGUACUCACAUGAUUUGCAGUCAGGGCCAUAGUAUGGAGGGUUACACUUGCACUCGUAUGACUCAGGUUUGUUUAAAUUGACGACACAGUUACCAUGGCCACAGGUGACAUUCGCACAAAUAUUUCUCACUGUAAAGAAAAAUAAGUUUUCAAAAGUGACAGUUUGACCAAACAUCAACUUUGUGUAUAAGCAUUAAAAUAAAGCACUCCAAAAUGAUCAUCAUACAAGUUGUCAAAUGACAUCUAAUCAGCCAGAAUGGUGGUAUGAAAGUGCGCAACAAAAUAUUGAAGCAAGGUUUGAAAAGCUCACUUUUCUGGCAUCUCCUGCCCACGUAGGGGAAAGGACAAAUGCAUGUGAAAUUUGUAUCUGAUAUAGGAAGGCAGGAAGCACCGUUGAAGCAGGGGUUAGACAGACAAGCAUCUGCAGCUGGAGAGAUAAAGUAUAAUUUUAGGUAUAACGUAAAAACAUACACAGUAAUACAUACAGAACAUGCAGUCUUAUGAGGAUACUCACUCGGCUCAUCUAUCAAGUCAAACAACCAGUCAUCCACAUCGUAGUAGAAGUUAGGUGCAUCCGUGGGGUCCAAUCCGUAAUCUAUGUCUGUGAGGAACAGAGAUCUCUGAGUCACUAGAGUGUUACUACAAGCAGCAGGGUUACCAACAUUUUCAAUAAUAUGAUUUAUUAACUGUGUGCGUUUAAAAGUCAGAUCAGAUCAUUGGUUGGUCAAAAAGGGAGAAAAACAUGGAUUUUAAGACUUCAAUUACACUCUGUUAAGACUGUUAAAGCGACUUAAUGAACCAUUGUCACUACCAAUAAUAACUCAAUGUACAAGAUAUCUUUGAUGAUAAGGUAUAACAAUAAUAUCAACUCAGAGUUUACACAAAGCUAAAGUUCACUGAAAGAGUACAGGAUGAGGCAGGAGAGGUCAUAGAAUCACAAAAAAUCAAUGUCACAAUAAAACUAAGAACAAUUUUGUCAUUUAUUAUUCUGUCAGUCCUAAAAUUAUACUGUGAUAAUUUAUGAUUAAACUUGCUCCCUAUUCUUGAAAUGAUAGUUCUGUCCUCCAAAUAAUUUGGAUUAUAACGUUUACAUAUGGAUUUCAAACCAUGCUCGCAAUUACAUUUUUUAUGCUUAAAGAAAAAAAAAUGCAAAUCUAAAUAUCCAAUGUGCAAUUACAAAACACAGAAAUUAGUUGAACUCCAAGUUUUAAGAACCACACAGGUCAACUGGAGAAAAGUUUCUUACAGAGGAUAUCAUCCUGAAAUGACAAAAAGAAAGGAAAAAAAAAAAGGACAAAUUAACAACGUAUCUUUUCAUAAACUCAGUAUUUGCACCAUUACAAAAAAAAUCAUCAUAGUUUAUUAAUAAAAAUGAUGAGAAACUUACAACGGCUUCGUUUUGAUGAACACCCAGCAAACACAGGCCAAUGAGCAGCACCCCUGCGGACAACAUGGUGCUGUGUGUGAGCACAGUCUAGAGGACUGACGAUCCAGUGAUAGUGUUAGGCUUUAAUACGCAGAUACAACCAAAUUCAACACUGUCAAUAUUUAGCUGGCUGCAUUGAUUGAGUGGGAGUUGGUGAUUGAGUUUAAGGACAUUGUACCCUAUGUGCUCUUUGGUUCUGUCUAUUUAACCCUUGCUUUCCGUAAUCACACUUUCAACUCUGCAUCAGCUAAACUAAACUUUGCAGAAUUAAAAAGUCUAAUAUCAGAGGUACGUCACUGUACAAUGUACUAAUACACACAAGUAAAAUUUCUUAUGAAACAACGAUGCAAAGACAUAUAUAAGAAAAGUAUUGAUUUUCAAACACAAAAUUGUUUUUGUACUGAUUAUACUUUCACCCACAAAUAAACUGAAAAAUGGUUAGAUCUUUCAUUUCUAGUACUUGGAGCUUUCAUUUAGGUUUGUCUUGCAUAAUUUGGUGGUAAAACCAACAUAGACCACUGGGUAAACUGAGAAAAGGUUGAGAUUAUCAGUUAAAAUGUUACGAGACAAUUUCUAAAUGUUCCAGGACAAUUUCAUCAACAAGUAACAGAGGAUUUAAAAGACAACAUGUGUUCAGAAGAAAAUAAUGCAUGGCCACUCUUUGAUAAAAAUAUCUGGGCACAAAACAAUAGAGUCAUGGUCACAUGUUUGGCUGUGGGAAACUGAUUAGCAAAAGUGCUAAGAAAGACAAAGUCAUGACCAAAGCAUUACAAAAUGUGGUCUUAUUGAAUAAGUAUGGUGUUGUCAUGAGAAAUCAAAUGAUAGUACACAGAUUGAUAAGAUGUAGACAACUUAAGUAAGUUGUGGCCAUAAAGCGGUGGUCAAAAUGAAUAAGUUGAACAACACAGGACUUGCCAGGUUAGAUAAAAAGAUUGUCAGUGUAUGUGCUUAACUAAAAAGGAACAGAGGCAGAAACGAUGGGGUUUAAGUAUUUUUGAUACUUUAUUGAAAUCUCCAACUGGGCUAUUGAGAGCAUUGAGAGUACUGAAUUCAGGUUGUAUCAGGCGAAAAGUAAAAAGAGAGAAACAAUCCGCACACUUCUGGUCUGUUGCAAAAAGAGCUUUACUGAGGCAAGCUUUCGGUCUGUUAGACCUUCAUCAAGGCAUUCUGCCAGACAGACCAACAGCUUGCCUCAGUAAAGCUCUUUUUGCAACAGACCAGAAGUGUGGGGAUUGUUUCUCUCUUUUUUCUUUAAAGUUUCUGCUAAUCCUGCACCUUCUCUCCAGACUGAGCGGUGACCCUUCACUUUUUUACUUAUCAGGCCAAAAGUAAAAGUCUUUCAGUUUCAAAUACAAGGUUUGUUUUAGUUUUAUAUCUUGAAUGUGUUCAAAUAACAUGAAUCUGGAUCAGAGAAUGCCGUGUGCUGUUUGGUCAUCACUUUUUUAAAAAGGUAUGUUAUUUUAUUUCAUUGGACAAGGCUCAGACAAACCUUGCAAACUGGCAGUUCUCCAAUGAAGUCUGCUAAUAUAAUGCACUUUGCAAGGCUCAGUGGGAAUAAGUAUUGUCGAAUGAAAAAAUGUGUGCCCUCCGUUUUGUCUGGCAGGUUCAGCUUUGUGAGUUUGUAUCAGGUCCCAUUUUAACUCAAAGCUGGGCUGGGAGUAAAUGCUUGGUUUUAUUGCUGGUUAAAUAAACUUUUUUUUCCCAGGGCAAACUAUGCUGAGUAUCAUGAUUUUUUUUUAACUUUCCCGCCUGUAAAUAAUUUUUAUGCUUAUAUCAUUUUGUUUUUGAUCCAGUCAAGAAAUGAGUAGACGUUGGCAUAGACACCAGGCUUGUUCCUCCGAGCGCAGUCAAUGCCCCAGCUCACCACUCCACUAACAUAGUGAGUGCCAUUGUGUUCACAGACCAGUGGUCCUCCUGAGUCACCCUAUAGAAACAGAACAGGUACAGAAACUCUUUUUUUAGUGGACACUAAGAAGAGGAUAAAUUGAUCUUGUUCACCAAGGCUAAUGUUAAUAGAGCAUUCAAAACACUUGAAUCAUCAGUCCCACCUCAUGUGAAUGGAUUAGUUUUUUCACACUAAUGAAAAAACUCACCUUGCAGGAGUCAGUGCCACCCUGCAGAAUCCCUGCACAUAACAUGCUGUCGUCCAGCACACCUCCAUAAACCUCAGGAGUUCUGCAUUUCUGGUCAGAAAUCAUGAACACACGGGCGUUUAGCAGGUGG